Molecule: messenger RNA, 5173 nt
Organism: Leptonychotes weddellii (Weddell seal)
Lineage: Eukaryota; Metazoa; Chordata; Mammalia; Carnivora; Phocidae
Source: RefSeq, a predicted model, not a curated record
GGCCGCAGCGGCGGCGCAGGCGUGAGUGUUAGCAGGUGUCCGGUCUAUGGAGUCAGUUCCCCGCGGCGUCGCGGAGGCAGGAGGUGGUGUCCGAGUGGGGGCCUUUGCCCCGCCAGGAUGUUACCGGGCUUGGCCGCCGCCGCUGCGGCCCACAGAUGUAGCUGGUCCUCCCUGUGCCGGCUCCGUCUGCGCUGCAGGGCGGCGGCCCACGGCUCCAGCGAGCGCCAGGAAUGGCAGAAUUUAGUGACAUUGGGAAGCUUUUCAAACAUGGUUCACUGUAGUCACCCAUAUAUUUGUACACUGAGUCAAGUGAAGUCAUACUCCACAAAUGUUCAGAAAGAAGGACAGGGAUCACAGACUCUCAGAGUGGAAAAAGUACCAUCAUUUGAUGAAACAGCAGAAAAUAUAGGCGCUGAACUGAAAGCUCCACUUAAGCAAGAACCUCUCCAAGUAAGAGUCAAAGCAGUCCUUAAGAAGAGGGAAUAUGGACCAAAGUACACUCAGAAUAAUUUCAUCACUGGAGUCAGAGCAAUAAAUGAGUUCUGCCUUAAAUCCAGUGAUCUAGAACAACUUAGAAAAAUCAGACGACGAAGUCCUCAUGAAGAUACCGAGUCCUUUACUGUAUACCUGAGAUCAGAUGUGGAGGCAAAAUCUUUGGAAGUUUGGGGAAGCCCUGAGGCUCUUGCCAGAGAGAAAAAACUGCGUAAGGAAGCAGAAAUAGAAUACAGAGAAAGGCUAUUUAGAAACCAAAAAAAAUUAAGAGAAUAUAGAGACUUCCUGGGAAACACCAAGCCACGGUCCAGAACAACAUCAGUUUUUUUUAAAGGGCCAGGAAAAGUGGUGAUGGUUGCCAUUUGCAUCAAUGGAUUAAACUGCUUCUUUAAAUUUCUUGCCUGGAUUUAUACCGGUUCAGCAAGUAUGUUCUCUGAAGCUAUACACUCUUUAUCUGAUACUUGUAAUCAGGGUUUACUAGCAGUGGGCAUCAGUAAGUCUGUUCAAACACCAGAUCCUACUCAUCCGUAUGGAUUUUCAAAUAUGCGCUAUAUUGCUUCACUAAUUAGUGGUGUUGGAAUUUUCAUGAUGGGUGCAGGAUUAUCUUGGUACCACGGAAUCAUGGGAUUGCUUAAUCCUCAACCAAUGGAAUCCCUUCUAUGGGUAAUCCUUUUUCCCCCCUCAGUUUUCAAUUUUUUUCUUGCUGAUAUGAAUGCUUUUCUUUCAGCAACACUUCUUGUUGCUGUAAAUGAACUUCGUAGGAGUGCUCGGGCCAAAGGAAUGUCAUUUUAUAAAUAUGUAAUGGAAAGUCGUGAUCCUAGUACAAAUGUUAUAUUACUGGAGGAUACUGCAGCGGUCUUGGGAGUGACAAUAGCAGCUACGUGUAUGGGCCUUACUUCUCUAACAGGUAAUCCACUGUAUGACAGCCUAGGUUCUUUGGGUGUGGGCACGUUAUUAGGCAUUGUCUCAGCAUUCCUCAUCUACACUAACACGGAAGCGCUCUUAGGGCGAUCCAUCCAGCCAGAGCAAGUACAACGGCUUACUGAACUCCUGGAGAACGACCCAUCAGUAAGGGCAAUUCAUGAUGUUAAAGCCACAGAUUUAGGAUUAGGGAAAGUAAGAUUUAAGGCAGAAGUAGAUUUUGAUGGACGAGUUGUUACAAGAUCAUAUUUGGAAAAACAAGAUUUUGACCAAAUGCUACAGGAAAUUCAAGAAGUGAAAACUCCUGAAGAACUAGAGACCUUUAUGCUUAAACAUGGAGAAAAUAUUAUUGAUACUUUAGGAGCUGAAGUAGAUAGACUUGAGAAAGAACUGAAAAAACGAAAUCCUGAAGUUCGACAUGUAGAUUUGGAGAUACUAUAGAUUUGAUGGAAUGAAUCACCUUGGAGGGAGCCUUGGACUCAAGUUCGGCGAGCCUGCUCUCCCACACCAAAGGAGUCCAUGCCAUUCAGAAGCUGUUUUUUUUUUUAAGAUGGAGGAAAUAUUUAAUGUGAAGGGCAAUUCAGCAGUCUACAGAACUAAUACUACUUCAUACUUCUAAGAGACAUUGCAAGUUGAAUCAAUUUGGAAAUCAUGUUUUUAUGUUUCAGUAGGGAACAUUUUAGUUAUUUAAAUUGUUCAUAAUUUUUCAUUUUACCCUGUCAGGGUGUAUUGUACCUUGCAAUCAUGUUUCCUUCCUUCACAUUGGUAAAAAUAAGCAGCAUCCAUAGGAUUAUGGUUUUUAAUUUUGUGACCACUGAAGAUUUCACUCCAUCAAAACCUGCCAAUCUUGAACAUUCUGGCUAAAUCUUGGUUUUUAAACAGUCACUCUGUUUUUUUUCUUAUAGAAUGUGGAAAUUAUUUCUACAUAAUCCUGCCCUGAGCACUAAGAGGAACACUCUCCUAACCUAGUUAUCCGUAAAUGUUCAUUCCAGAAAUGGCUUGGUUACUGAAUUGAAGGAAGACAUGUCAGUCCACUCUUUUAGGUUAUAGUAGUUGCCAUUUUGUAAAAUUUUUAUCUCUCCUUAACCUUUUUUCUUUAUUUAGUUUAAUUUUUCCAGUGUAGGAGAUACAAAAUAACCCUAGAUGUUUCCAUAGGCCAGUUUGAUGGCUGUUUUUUUUGUUUUUGUUUUUUAACUGGCUUCGGUGCCAUAAUGUGUAUUUACUAGGAGGUAAUGCAUUUAUAAGCAUUUUAACAUUCUGUAAAAUGAGUAGAAAUAUUUAUAAUUUUACAGACUGGACAGCAUUUUUAAUUUAUUUAAAAAGGCACUACUCAUGUAAAUCUGAACUGUGGGGUAUUUCUUGCUUUAAGAGACAGAGAAGUAAAUCUCUUCUUAUGCGGAAACUUGUGGCCCCGAUUUUGUAUAAUAUCAUAGUCAAUAGUGUGUCUGUAAUGUGAGUUUCUUGCAGUUAUAAAUGGACAUUUAACAUAGUAUAUGGCUAAAACAUUAUGUAAGUAAAUAGUUUUCUCUAAUGAUCAUAAGGUAUCUGGGUGAAAAAACAUACAAUUCAGUAAUAGAAAAUUUAGUGCAAAACUACAGCUGUGUCUCCAUUCAUCAAAACAACUCAUAUGCACUUUAAAUUGUUCAGGUAGCAGUGAGCAUUGUCCAGGCAGCAGUGAGCAUUGUCCAGGCAAGAGCGGUGGCUGGGUGAUUUCUUUGCUUGAUAAGUGAGUGUUUGACCUAAGGACCUAACUAAUUUAUAUGAGGUCAGUGUCUAAAAACUUACUUAGGUUCAAGUUUAUGAAUCACAGCAAAUUGUAAUGCUGGAAACAAAAAAUAAACAUUUGAUUAAAGGGUUUGUAAUGGUAAUUUUUUGAUCCAGAAAUGUCAUUUAUUGGAAAAUUAUGAAAAUUUAUAUCGGUGUACAUUUUUUUUUACCAUUACAGAGCAUUUUGCAUGUUGUACAUUUUAAGUGAAAUAACAUUCCAGUUUUAUUUUUUGAAGAUACAAAAUUGUUAUGUGUGUGUGUAUAUAUAUAUAUAUAUAUAUACAGGCAUACACACACAAUUUGAUUCUCUUCUUAUGGUUCAAAUUCUUUACCCCUCUUUUUUUUUUUUUAACUUUUUGACUCAUUAUACUUCACUCUAUACUUCUAAUGUCAUCUUCCUUCCCAUUCCCACUUGCCAUUUGUUAGUUAGUGUCACUGCCAAAUGGGAAGUUACCAAAUUAUAUCCGGUUUCCUCCCAGUAAAAUUACUCUGAAAAAUUUCACAUAGCUACACGAGAGUAAUUAACUCAUUUAGAAAAAAAUGUCAGAGUUGGUGUGCACAAGUUAUUCUAAAUGGUAGAUUUUUUAAGAAUUCCCUAAAAGAAACCAAUUCCUGAUAUUUCUUUGAGUUUUCUAAUCUGAUUUUGAUUGAGGUCAUGCCUAUUAAAUAAUAAUAGAAGGCUUAUGUUUCUGUCUUUCCAUUUCUGUUCUGCACUGAUGUUGUAAAGUUCAACAAAAUUUGACAUAAAGACGUACGGCACUAUCUAAGAAUUUGAGUAUUUCUGUGGAAUCAGGAAAUGUAUGCUAUCACUGCUCUGUUUGUUUUCUCCUUUUAAACUAGAGUCCAAUUUAAAUUCUAAAACCAGAGAAUUUGGGCCUCUUUUUUUAAAAAAUGAGAGAAUAUCUAGUUCAGGUUUCUUGUUUUUGUGUUUUUCCAAAUUAAUGCUUCUAACUUUUAAGUCUUGAUCUGAUGAUGCAUAGCAUUUGAACAUGUAAGCAUAUAAAUCUUAUAUUUUCAGGGGAAAUAGCUUCUGUGAUAGAAUAAUUGCAAAAGUAAGGUGGGACAGUGAGAAGGGCAGUCAAGGGCCCAUGACUCCUACUUGUACUAAGCUGACCUCAGGAACUCAAAGGUGAAUAUGCUUGUUUUCAGCCCUGGCUGGGAAUGGAUCUCCCAUCAGCUGUAAGUAGUAGGCCCCAAACUGUGGAAGGUGGCACAUUAUUAAUUAGACUAUGGCACUAGGGAGGAUGAGGGAUGGAGACCUAUUUUUAAGUGGACUGUCUUGGUGGCCAAAAAUAUCCAGUUCCAAAGAGGGAGAUUCCUGAACAUGUACUGAAGAAACUGAGAUAGGAUUAUACUGGAGAAUUUUCAAAAACAAAGUUAAUCUUUGCAUACAUCCUCCUACCCACACACCAAAUAACUCAGAAUUUUCUAACAAAAUGGUGUAAGACUUGAAUUUUGGGUAUAUGAUUUUAGUGUUACCUUAAUUAUCCCAUAAUUUGAAAAAUGCUUUUUGCUAAAAUUAUACAAUCUAAAGGAAAUGACUUAAGUUUUAAAUCUGAUAACUUUUUGAGGUAGAAUGCUGGGAACUACUGAAAAUUGCACAGGCAUUUAGAAUUUAUACUAUCUUUUUUAGAUUGUAUUUGUCAAGCUUUGGCAUUUCUUUUAAAUGUGAUGACCCCCAAUUUGCCAAACUGUCAGAAGUCAGUGAAGCAAAGAAUUGAAGGUAAAAUGUUGAUUCAAAGAUUAUCUCCCCUAAAUUCUUCAUCCCUGUGUCUGAAAUGGAAAUUUGGAAGGCAUUUAUGUAGAAGAUUGGUCUGGCAGCCUUUAUAUUUGCAUUAAGUUUACUAGCAUCCCUAGACUUUGGUUUUAUGGAAAAGAAAAUUUUUGUUUCUAUUAUAUUGUAUUUCAUCUGUCUGAUGUGCUGGCAGAUUAAGAUGGUCCUGGUCUCUCAGGAUGGUUUCCUUAAUAAAUGUCAUAUGUAAGUAAGAGCAGA